UUGAGUGAAGCACUGUGUUCUGGUUGGUUUCCAUAGAAACCGCUGUGUUUCUUCGGCGACUCGCGCACGGAGCGUAAAUCAAGAUGGAUAUGAAAAUGACCCCAGACCAGCUGCUGUCUCAGGUCAACCAGUUCUGGAGCAUGCUGGACGACAUGGCGGAGACCAGUCCUCAGAGCUACCAGAAGUUCAUACAGCGACAUCUGGAGGAGGGGAAGGGGUGCAUGGUGCCUGCUGAGCCCCACCUCUGCCUGCAGACUAAAAUACUGGAUCCAGAGGAACGGUUAUUAUUUAUUAACAUUUGUGGAUGGAAAAGGGUCCCACCUCCUGAAUCUGAUGGCCAUCCCGUGCCUCUCAUAGCUGGGAAGUUAAAGGACCUGUCUGAAGGAGCAGUCAUUAGCAUUGCCUACAGCCCAGAGGUCCUGACGAAAGCUGACAAAGACCCCGUGGAACGGGACCAGCUCAUCCGCCUCGCAAUGAAGUACAUAGAGCAACAGCACAAAGUCGCCCUCUGCCAUUCUUACCAUAUUACACCAUUCAGUCUGAAGGGCACCGUACAGCAAAUGAGGAGCAGCUUAGAGGGACUUGGAAAGAAGCCAAAAAAGACAAAGGGGAAAACAGAUGAUGUCUCUGACAGAUCAUUACUGGAACAGCUAAGAAACAUAACGGUGACAGGAGAGGAAAAGGAGGAACCGAAAAACCCCAUAGAGAUAAUGACGGAGAGCAAGAGCAAACCGAGAGCAGGUCUGAUAGAAGUCAUCUCCAGCGCAGAGCUGAGCGAGGAAAACCUGCCUCCUCCGCCACAGUGUGAACUGUCUGUAAUAAAGGACGACUCUGGGAACCCACAGAAACUCGUACUGACGGCUCAGUUACAAGGGGUGCGCUCCGUAUCCAGCUGCGAACUAAAUGUGUCCAAGGAUGAUUUACUGCUUGAAGUCCCUGGAAAAUACAGAUUACAUCUAUAUCUGCCUGAGCUGGUCAACGAAGAAACCGUCACCGCCAAGUACAGCAAAGCAAAUGGCGCGCUGACUGUGACCAUGUAUGUACUAUAGCGCCACCUGUGGACAAUCUGCAGUAUAGCCACGGAUUCAUGAAGUUAUGGAAAAGUACUAAAAUGUCAACCUCUAAGGCCUGUGUGUCCUGUGCGGAAAUGACGCUCCUUGUGUGAGCGCGAUUCUCUGUUAUAGACACUGCUUGUUUUGCAGGAGCGCACAACAUUAUACUGAUUUAUAAUGCUGUGUGUCUCUGCAUGACAGCAUUAUGUUAGUAUAAGGCUACAUGCACACAACCGUAUGUGUU
Molecule: messenger RNA, 1296 nt
Organism: Bufo gargarizans (Asiatic toad)
Lineage: Eukaryota; Metazoa; Chordata; Amphibia; Anura; Bufonidae
Gene: PIH1D2
Product: PIH1 domain containing 2
Exons: 6
Coding region: 84-1049 (321 amino acids)
Biological process (GO): box C/D snoRNP assembly; rRNA processing
Cellular component (GO): cytoplasm; R2TP complex; ribonucleoprotein complex
Source: RefSeq, a predicted model, not a curated record